AACGCGCGGCGCAGCCGGCCCGGGAUCCCGGCGGGAGGAGGUGGGGGGACGGCUUAGUCUGCUGUCUGGGGUACCUGCAGCCGCACAGCCACCGCCUGGGGACAGACCCCCCUGCCCUGUAACAACGGGGAAGCCAUGGAGCGCUCCCUGCACCGCGUCUCCCUCGGGAGCCGGCGCGCCCACCCGCACUUGUCCUUCUAUCUCACCACCUUUGGUCAGCUGAAGCUGUCCAUUGAUGCCCAGGACCGGGUUCUGCUACUGCACAUUAUGGAAGGCAAAGGCCUGAUGAGCCACGAGCCUGGCAUUUGUGAUCCCUAUGUGAAGAUCUCCUUGAUCCCCGAAGACACCCAGCAGUCCUGUCGGAAGACGCAGACCAUCCCGGACUGCAGAGACCCAGCUUUCCACGAGCACUUCUUCUUGCCUGUCCCAGAGGAGGGUGAUCAGAAACGUCUUCUGGUGACUGUGUGGAACAGGGCCAGUGAGACCAGGCAGCGCGCUCUCCUCGGCUGCAUGAGCUUCGGGGUAAGGUCCCUUUUGACUCCAGACAAGGAGAUCAGUGGCUGGUAUUACCUGCUAGGGGAGGAUCUGGGCCGGACCAAGCACCUCAAGGUGGCUAGGCGGCGGCUCCGGCCCUUGAGAGACGUGCUGUUGAGAAUGCCAGGAAAUGGGGACCCUGAGAGUGGGGAGAAACUCCAGAUCACUAUCCGGAGGGGCAAAGAUGGCUUUGGCUUCACCAUCUGCUGUGAUUCUCCAGUUCGAGUUCAGGCCGUGGAUUCUGGGGGCCCAGCAGAGAGGGCAGGACUGCAGCAGCUGGACACACUGCUACAACUGAAUGAGAGGCCUGUGGAGCACUGGAAGUGUGUGGAGCUGGCACACGAGAUCCGGAGCUGUCCUGGUGAGAUCAUCCUGCUCGUGUGGCGCGUGGUCCCCCAGAUCAAGCCAGGGCCGGACGGUGGAGUUCUGCGGCGGGCUUCCUGCAAGUCCACACAUGACCUCCUGUCACCCCCUAACAAGAGGGAGAAGAACUGUACCCAUGGGGCCCCAUCCCGUCCUGAGCAGCGCCACAGCUGCCACCUGGUGUGUGACAGCUCUGAUGGGCUCCUGCUUGGUGGCUGGGAGCGCUACACCGAAGUGGGCAAGCGCAGUGGCCAACACACCCUGCCGGCCCUGUCGCGUGCCACCACCCCUACCGACCCCAACUACAUCAUCCUGGCCCCACUGAACCCCGGAAGCCAGCUGCUGCGGCCUGUGUAUCAGGAGGAUGCCAUCCCCGAAGAACCAGGGACUACCACUAAAGGGAAAUCGAACACCGGCCUGGGCAAGAAGUCCCGACUGAUGAAGACAGUGCAGACCAUGAAGGGCUACAACAACUACCAAGAUUGCUCAGCCCUGAGACCACAUGUCCCGCAUUCAAGCUACGGCACCUAUGUCACCCUGGCCCCCAAAGUCCUGGUGUUCCCCGUUUUCGUGCAGCCCCUAGAUCUCUGUAACCCUGCCCGGACUCUCCUGCUGUCAGAGGAGCUGCUGCUGUAUGAGGGGAGGAACACAGCUUCCCAGGUGACACUGUUUGCCUACUCAGACCUGCUGCUCUUCACUAAGGAGGACGAGCCAGGCCGCUGUGACGUCCUGAGAAACCCCCUCUACCUCCAGAGUGUGAAGCUACAGGAGGUUUCCCGCCUGUCCCUGACACCACGCUGGCUCUUGGGAGAAGCUGGUUACUACUCAUAUCACCCUGCUUCCAGAUUGGGAUAUACAGGCUGGGGGCUGACUGGGCUUCCCCUCCUGGAGGCCCAGGGCCUGGAUUUGGAGUUUGAGGAAUUUGUACACACUCUCCUGUACCAGGCAGUGAUGUUCAUGGUGGGUGGUAAGAGCUAAGGGGUGCAGAGAGGCUCCCCAGAGACUCAGUUGCAUGCAGAGAUGGUCUGGGGCUGAGGCCGUGUCUGCUUGUGGAUGAUGGGACAGUCACAAUGAAAACUAAGGUCAAAGCUAAGGGUGACCCCGGCAGCGCAUCUCAGGCAAGAUGAUCACAGACACAGCCUGUCCUGCAUUUCCUGGGUAGACCACAGGUCUGAGAGGGGUUGAAAGUGAAUCCUGGGACGCCUGGAGCUGCUGAGAUGGACGGAGAAGGCUAGUUGGAAGGAGCACUCAAGGUACAUGAUUCAGGACUUAGAUUUACUUAUAGACACCAAACGGAGCUCACCAUUCAGCUCUCUUCAGAUAGGCUCUGUGUUCUGAAGUCCCACGCCUCCUGCUGCAGCAGCCAGAGUCAGAGAUGUGGGGUUCAGUGUCCUGAGGCUGGUGCCAUUUCCUAGCCCCUCCCACAUGCCCCCAAAGAGGCCAUUUGGGAGUUAGCCGGAGUGUCUGGUGGCAGAAUGGUCUCUCUUAGGUUUCUACUUGAUUUCAAGUCAGUUUAGGGGGCCAAAAGUUGUUAAACAAAGAAGGUCUCCAGCUUGGCAGGCUGGGGCUGGCAGGUGCUGCUCCCUAGCAGGGCAGAAUCCAGUCUAUCCCUGGGACCAAGGACUCCCUUGUGACUUGUUUGCUGCGGCCUGGCUCUGCUGCUCAACCCUAUUCCUGGGACUGAACAGGGAGCAUGGCAUAGUCAGGUGACCAAUGGACACUUGUUUCUGUAAACAAUGGAUGGCUAAGAGGAGACCAGAGUGCCGCCUUAGCUUGGCAGUGGGUGGCUCCUCCACCGGAGUUCCAGAGUCAGGUCACGCCUCCUGUCAGCUUCUCCCAGGGUUCGUCAGGACUGAGUGGCGAUGUGAUGGGAACAGGAGGAGAGCCGGUGCUAACAACUGGGACAUCUCCGGUCAGCUGGGGCCCAUUGUGGUCUCUUCCUGCUACUGCUGCCUGCUGGUUUUGCUACUCUUGUGUUUCUGCCCCCCUGGCAGCCAGGGUCACACCCACGGUGUGUCUUUCUGGCCUUGUCUGUUCUUAGAUACAACCUGGAAAUGUCUGUCUGACUCAUGGGCUUUCCAGGCACACUGGAGAGCCAGGAUUCCAGCUUAGAAACUCAGCUGCCUCAGCCCCAGCUGCUCGAAUGAUUGCUUGACGUUAUCUCAGUUGUCCUCCAUGCUCACCUUAGUUCUGGCCACGGCAGUGAGAGCUGGGGACAAUCCUCUCCACCCUGGAGUUCCUAGCUGGCCGGGAUCACAGACAUAUACAUAGGAUUAGGAAUCCAGGCUUUGUGGGGAGCUCUCUGUCCUGGGUUCAGAUCUCAGCCCUGCCACUUACUGUCUACAGAGUUCCCUUGAGAACAUAGACAAGAGCUCUCUGGCCGGCCUCCACUAGUGGAGAAGGUUUGGUGUUCUCUGGGUAAGUGCUAGAUAGAUAAGCAGACACGGGCCGGGAAGCCUUCUCUGGCCUCCUAGGUGACACAUGAUUCCCUAAUAAUUCCUCCUGCAUGGUCUGUGCAUCACAUGGGAGAAGUUAGCCCACUCUGAAACUACAGACUCCUUGAUAAAUUCCAAAAUGGCAGAGGCAGUAAGUGUGAUUCAAGGAAAACCCCCAUGUCGGAAGCCUUGGUGUCCGGCUCUUCCAGCAAGGCAGAGGUUCUCUGCAGUUCUGUCCAGAGCUGCAAACACUCCUUCCCUGGCACCCUCGGCUCUGAAUCCUGCUACCCACUGCUGCCAGCACAGAUGCCAGGGAGGGGGCAGGGCUGGUGUCAGAGCGCAGAGACACAGGGACUGUCUGACAGUGUGUUUCUCCAGCCUCAGCUCCCAUCCUCCUGAUUCUCUCAUCUCUCAGUCCUGUUCUGUACUUCUAAGGCCUUCUCUCCCCUAUUACUUUCUUACAUGGAUUGUAGUGGUCUCUGCCUUAGACUGGGGUCUUGCUAAGAAAUACUUCAGUAUGUUUUCUUAAGCAAAGGAAACCCCUUGUCUCCCUCUCACCAACACACAGAACCACAGAGACAUUGGGAUCCAUUCUCUUCAACACUACAGAUAUCUGAGGCAGGGCCGGUUUCCAUGUGGGGAAAAGUAGAAAGACUGAGUCCAAGUCCAGAGUGGACCUCCAUUUACUUAUGGGACUUUUUGUUCUAGCUCUGCCCGGCAGCUCCCUCCCCUUGGGAUGUGUUCACUCUCUUGCUCGAGGAGGCCUGGCUUCCCUUGGUUAGGUCUCUAUCUCCCUGUGUUUUUAGAGCUUGGCUUGAUGUGCAGUCUGCUCCUACCUCGAUGCUUCUCCUAGUGACAGACCCUGUUUGGUUUGCUGGUUCCUUUGCCUUACGUAUGCAUUGAAGGGGUCCCCUGGAGCUUGGCAUUUGAGAGGCAAGCUGUGCGGUGAUUGAGUGUGAGCCAUUGAACUGGGCUACAGGUCCUACCACCUGGCCCAGUAACUUUCCCCUAUGGGUCCUCUGUUCUCACAUGAGCCAAGGAUGCUAGGAGCCCUGCCUCCUAGUGGACAGGAAUGAAUACAGAGGCAAGUACUCUCAGCCCCUGAGCUGACUGGUGGAAGCAUUUGGGGCAGCACUUGGCCCAGAUCACUGUGGUACUCCAGGGUCCCUGACACUUCAAGUGGCUUGCUGUUACUUGUGUUGGAUAGUUGCUUUCCUCAAAAACUGACACCCUGCUUGGUAAGGCCAACAGCUGGAAGUGCAGGGAGUCCCCAACCCUCCCAGGCCUGUGUCCAGAUAACACUUCAGAGACAGUGCAGCCAAAUCCCGAGGCAGAGGGGGUGAAGGGAGCAGGGCAGGUGUCCUGGUGGGGGCUUGUGCGCUUCUGUGCGGACUGGCCCAGUUCCAUCUCCACGCUCAUGGCUAUACCAUCCCCACCUCCCAGUGUUCCCUUCCUUUCCAUCUGGAGUUCUCCUGAACUAAGAGUCUUCCCAAGAAGGGAAGGGAACAGCCCACCGCCCGCCCUAAUCUUCUCCAGUUUUGUAAUGGGUUGAGUUUGCCAUAAUUGACCAGCAGUGACAGUCUAGAGAGCGUGGCCAUGUUGAAGAGCUGUCUGCCAGGAUGCGCAGAGAUGGGACUGAAGACUGCCCCUCGCUGACCCGUGCUUCCCUGAGUGAGGAACAAGGUCCACUCAAAGGUUUAAUGGCUCCCUGUUAAAUUUCAAAAUAGAAAAGGUGGUAGAGUUUAAGGUGUAGGUACUUAACCUGUGGGUAGCGACCCUUGGGGUCGAAUAACCCUUUGUCAGGAAUCACAUAUCAGGUAUCCUGCAUAUUAGAUAUUCGCAUUAUGAUUCCUAGCAGUAGCAAACUUAUAGUUAUGAAGUGGCAAUGAAAAUUUAUGGAUGGAGGGUCACCACAACACAAGGGGUCGCAACAUUAGGAAGGUUGAGAACCAGUGGUUUAAGAGAAACCGCAGAAGUGUGCUACCUCUCCAGCAGAAUUCUGGGAGGAAGGAGUCCUUCUGGGAUACAGAUAACUCCCUGUACCUGGCCAUUAGGGGUCAGAGGGUCUCCUGAGAAUGGGGUUCCGGCAUUCUCUGAGUCAGGUAGGCAAAAGCCUUUCAACUGUGCAUCACUUGGAUGGGUAAGUUAGUGAACUUUGCUCUAGAGACUGCUCUGCUCCCCACACCUGCCCUCUCCUUUCUCUUGUUAGGGGAGGCACCACACGCAGCCUCCUGGGUGAGAUACUGACUGUGCCCAGAGAGGCUUUGGUUGGGUAGCCAAUUCUAAUGUGAGUCUUCUUUUCUGUUCUCU
Alexandromys fortis (reed vole) is the source of this 5642-nucleotide messenger RNA. Its product is annotated as regulator of G-protein signaling 3-like. The record is from RefSeq and is a predicted model, not a curated record. The transcript is spliced from 16 exons. Gene Ontology annotation, molecular function: protein binding. Lineage: Eukaryota; Metazoa; Chordata; Mammalia; Rodentia; Cricetidae. Gene Ontology annotation, cellular component: plasma membrane; nucleus. The coding region runs from base 136 to 1875 and encodes 579 amino acids.